Molecule: messenger RNA, 6334 nt
Organism: Fundulus heteroclitus (mummichog)
Lineage: Eukaryota; Metazoa; Chordata; Actinopteri; Cyprinodontiformes; Fundulidae
Gene: mecp2
Product: methyl CpG binding protein 2
Exons: 6
Coding region: 82-3906 (1274 amino acids)
Biological process (GO): negative regulation of transcription by RNA polymerase II
Cellular component (GO): heterochromatin; nucleus
Molecular function (GO): methyl-CpG binding; chromatin binding; double-stranded methylated DNA binding
Source: RefSeq, a predicted model, not a curated record
AUCUCGCGGUGUUUUGAUACUGACGGAGUACAACGGAGAUGUUUGGAGUUUUUUAAUAUAAAAUUAUUUAUUUAAAUAAAAAUGGCCGCCGUGGAGCGCGGAGCGGACAGACUGGAGGAGGGACAAGAAGGUGAAGAGGGAGACUCCCAGCCUUCAACCAGACAGAGAGACAAGUCACACAGUAAGACAAAGAAGCCUCGUAGGGAGCGUCGCCCAGGUGACCAGGGAACCGAGACGUUGGCCUUGACCACAUCUCAAGCUGCCAGUGACCAGCCACAGAUGGGGGUGGCUUCACAAAGCCAGGUGUUAGAGCCUGUAGCAGGACCCUCGGAGCAAGGGUCAGAGUCUGCAGCUGGCAGUGAGUCUGCUGGAUCUCCCAGACAACGGCGGUCCGUCAUUCGAGACCGAGGGCCAAUGUAUGACGAUCCCUCACUGCCAGAAGGUUGGACCCGCAAACUGAAACAGAGGAAGUCUGGACGGUCUGCGGGGAAGUUUGAUGUCUACCUAAUCAACUCAGAGGGAAAGGCAUUUCGUUCAAAAGUGGAACUCAUUGCCUACUUUGAGAAGAUUGGUGACACAAAGACUGAUCCAAAUGAUUUUGAUUUUACCGUCACUGGCCGUGGAAGCCCUUCCCGUCGUGAAAAGCGUCCUCCAAAAAAAACGAAAGUGGUGAAACCAUCAGGAAGAGGCCGAGGGCGACCUAAAGGGAGUGGAAAAAUGCGUCAGGCCACUGAGGGUGUGGCCAUGAAGCGAGUGGUUGAGAAGACUCCAGGCAAACUGCUGGUUAAAAUGCCUUUUGGAAAGGCUGAGUCCUCUGGAACCACAUCAAAGGGAGUGUCACCUACCGCAGUGCCCAAAUCCCGUCCAGGCAGAAAGAGAAAAUCAGAGCAGGAACUUCCACCUCCACCUCAGGCCGCUCCUAAAAAACGAGGGAGGAAACCAGGAUCAACCUCUGCAGCAUCAUUGGUCACUGCUGCGUCCACAUCCUCAACCACACUGUCUGGUAGCUCGACAGCUGCAAGCUACACUGCAGCCGCCAUCUUGGCUGCUGAAGCCAAACGGAGAGCGGCAAAGGAGUCUUCCACUAAACCUUCAGUCCAGGAAACAGCCCUACCAAUCAAAAAACGCAAAACAAGAGAAACUGUGGAAGAGAUGGAGAGUUUUCAGGCUCCAUUGGUUACAACUGCUGAGACUGGAAGCACCAGUACAGCAGAAGAGGAGGGAGGUAAAGUGGAGGGAGGUCCAAGCUCAGAUCCAAAGUCCACAUCCUCUGUUGGAAGCCAAUUGGAGAAACAACCUUCUACUUUGGAUGAAAGUGAAUUGCAAGGACACAAGGCCCAGAAGGCCCAGAAGCACAAGGAAAAAAGGGAAACUGGAGAUAGAGGAAGCAAAGUCAUGGAUGUUAGUGAAGAUGAAGGAGGGGGUGCAAGGAGUAGCAGCAGCAGUAGCAGUAGCAUCAUCCCUUCGAAAAGCCACAAAAGGAAGGAACGACAACCUCAUAAACACCAUCAUCACCACCACCAUCAUCAUCGCCACCAACAGCACUCUGAUUCACCCUUAGAUCACCCGCCUCCCCCUCCUCCAGUUGCUGAACCACCUUCUAGCCUACCCAGACCUCACGUCGAACCCCAGAUUGUGCCUCAUCUAACCUCUGAACAAAAGACACCCCCCAAACCACACCAAAAGUCUGUGCCUCAGCCCCCUCCUGAAUCUGUGCAACCUGUCCCUCAAUCACCACAUCAGUCCCAUUCCUGUCCUCAUACCGAAUUACCCAGUCAAUCCCAAACCCAUAUUCUGCAAGUACCCGAGUCGUCCCCCACCGGGCACUUACAGGCUGAACCAUGGCCCCAGCAACCCCCAGUCCAAACCGUCAGUCAGUCAUUGUCUACAAACCAGACAGCCCAGUCACAGCCUACACUCUCCACAGCCCAUAAUCGAAGCCAGCAUCAGACUUUACAUGCUCCACCUCAGUCCUUACCUACUCUACAUUCUCAGCCAUCUCAAACCAGGCAUCCACAAUCACCUGCCCAGUCCCCCACAGCACUCCAGCCUCAAAUCCAACCUAGACAUUCAUCUCAUACCCAAGCCCAGUUUAAACAAUCCCACCCUCAGACAUCAAUUCAGCCCCAGCUUCAAUCGCAGCCAAGUAUUCAGACACAACCUCAGUCACAAUCCCAAACCAGGACUCCAACCCAAUUUCAGUCUCAUUCACAGACAAGAAUCCAGAGGCAACCACAGUCUCAAUCCCAAGGGAGAAUACAAACACAAGGUCAAAGUCAACCCCAGCCUAGUUCCCCAACACAAGGUCAAAGUCAACAACAGAGCAGAACACCAACACAAAGUCAAAGUCAACAACAGACUAGGACCCCAACACAAGGUCAAAGUCAAACCCAGCCUAGGACCCUGACACAAAGUCAACAACAGACCAGGACCCCAACACAAAGUCAAUGUCAACAACAGACUAGGACCCCAACACAAAGUCAAUGUCAACAACAGACUAGGACCCCAACACAAGGUCAAAGUCAACAACAGACUAGGACAUCAACACAAGGUCAAGGUCAACAACAGACUAGGACCCCAACACAAAGUCAAAGUCAACAACAGACUAGGACACCAACACAAGGUCAAGGUCAACAACAGACUAGGACACCAACACAAGGUCAAGGUCAACAACAGACUAGGACCCCAACACAAAGUCAACAACAGACUAGGACCCCAACACAAAGUCAAAGUCAACAACAGACUAGGACCCCAACACAAAGUCAAAGUCAACAACAGACUAGGACCCCAACACAAAGUCAAAGUCAACAACAGACUAGGACACCAACACAAGGUCAAAGUCAACCCCAGCCUAGGACACCAACACAAGGUCAAAGUCAACAACAGACUAGGACCCCAACACAAAGUCAAAGUCAACAACAGACUAGGACACCAACACAAGGUCAACAACAGACUAGGACCCCAACACAAAGUCAAAGUCAACAACAGACUAGGACACCAACACAAGGUCAACAACAGACUAGGACCCCAACACAAAGUCAAAGUCAACAACAGACUAGGACACCAACACAAGGUCAAAGUCAACCCCAGCCUAGGACACCAACACAAGGUCAAAGUCAACAACAGACCAGGACACCAACACAAAAUCAGAGCCAACCACAGAGCAGUCAACCCCAGCCUAGGACACCAACACAAGGUCAAGGCCAACCACAGAGCAGAGCUCCUGUUCAACAUAAUCCUCUCUUGCAAUCUGGCCAGGCGAUGCUGCCUCAGACACAUAUGAGGCACACCUCGCAACACCAUCUCCAAACUCCAUACAGAGCCCUGCCCAGUCAAUCUCACACCCAGUCACGGCCACCAGUUUCCCAGUCCCACACACAACCAUGCUAUCAAAGCUUUCAAACACAACUGCAUCCCCAGUCCUCCUCUCAGCACACAAGGCUGCAUGCGCAGAACCUCUUUUCUCAUCGAUCAUCGUCAUCCAGUCAAACCCAGCCCAACCUCAUCCCUGCACAGCAGAACCAGAGUGAACAGCCCCAGGACCUGAGCACCACACGGCCUGCCCAAGAAAGCCAGUUCCGAAGAAGACAGGCCAGCGUGGAGGGCACCAGGAUGGAGGGCAGAAGGGAGCUGGCCCCAGCUUCAGACAACAGAGAGGCUUUAGGAGGCGAAAGAGGGUCAAACAGCACAUCAAGGCCUUCCAGCUCUGUGCCAGCAGGACCUCCAGGAGUAGCAGGGUCCAGCCUUGUGCCUGGAGCAGAUGGUAGGGCUCGACUGAGGAUGGACCCAGAGGCACCAGGUGAUAACAAGGAGCUCAGAGACAUUGUCCCACAGUCCACUGUCCCCUGUCCCAGUUGUGAGGAAACUGUAGAGUCACGAACAGCUGUCAGUGAAAGAGUGAGCUGAUCAGUGGUCAGGUGGAAGGCAGGCUGUUGGCCGGGCUUUGACGGAGGUAUAUGGAUCUUGUUCUGUUUUCAGACAGAAGCUGCAAGGACUGUCCCAACUUCUACUGUUGGGUUCUCUUUGUAAAGUUGGAGACUGUACAGUCAGCUUGGCACUGAACGACUGCUCGAGAGGGGAACGAAUUGUGUCUUUUUCUAGAAAACAACAAACGAAAAGGAAAAAAAGUGUGUGUGUAUAUAAUCUAAAGGCAGCUGUUGCAUCCUGCUAGUCUCCGUAGGGAGGUGGGGAGUAGUUUGGAACUAAAAACUGACGCUUAACAACACAUUACUCUGUUAAAAUGUUGCUUCCGGAAUAUAACCUGUUUUUUAUUUAGUAGUUCAUUCAUUUGUCUUUGUUAUACAGCUUUAAAAGUAAUAUUAACAAUGGCCCUGACUCUAACACGACCCAUGUUGACUGACAGUCCCUUUCUCAAACCACUCCUCAAAGGAAAGUCUACAAGGGGAUGCCGAGUGGCGUUUUGCACCUUAAAUCGGUUUCUUAGAAAUUCCAUUGUUUAUUUUCUUCAAUGUUUUCCAUGAACCCCAAAGUGAGCUGAUGCUUUCAUUAGUGUUCUCAGUUCUUGCACUUACCCUGGCCUAUUGCCAUUUUGCCUGACAUGAAAUGUAAGAAAGUUCUCGACCCUCUUCCAGAUUUCCCUAGAUACGCCGUGAAUCUGGAACUAGCUAGGACCCUAACUCUUCACAGCCACAAAACUGAAGAGUUCAGGAUUUCUCUCGGCUGAUUUAGGAACCAAUGAAUCCGGUAGAAAACAGAAGUCGCUCAUUGGAGUUUCAACAUUUCCAAUUCAGCCAGUUCUUCCAGGAUUUUUCCUAAACUGGUCUUCAUGAACUUGUUUGUUUCACUCAUAUUUUGUUUCUAAUGUAAGCACUUUUGAUAUCAAACCAAACCCAUGCCUACAGUAGCUUUAUUUGAGUUAUUUUAAUAAUUGAAUGUGUGGAAAAGGACCCCUUCUUAAUGUGUCUUUAUGUCAGAUGUCUGGAACAGUUUGCACAUGUCAACUUUAUACAACCAACCCCCUGCAUGUCGCUCAGAGACCCUGCAGGCCUUCAACCACAGCCCAUGUACACAUAGGCCAACCUGGCUCGCGGUCAUGGUCCAGGUUCAGGUCUAAUAAGGAAAAUGGUUCAGGCGGACUUGGAUGUGCAGAUGCAGAGAGAACUGUGAGGCUUCCACUUCAGAUCAGAGAGUCACAGUUUGGCGGUGUCAGGAUCCUCUAUAAGCUGCACUCAUGACAUCUUUAAAUGAUUUUAUUAGUUCUGGAGUUUAACCGGACUUAAAGUGGCAGAACUGAUCCACAACAUAAAACAGUAUAAAAUGGACCUGGUAACAGUCCUUAACCUACAACCUGAUUUCCCUUUGCUCCUCCUCAUCUGGAUCACUGGCAGAGUCUGUACCAGGACUGUUGCUGAUGACAUGUGGAGUCCUUACACGCCGAUUCCUCUUCAGGUUUAAAGCUGAGUUCACAUAGUGCAAUGUUUCAGACGUCCUAAACUGCAGACAGAACGAGCAGGAAGUCUUAAGCAGUAAUGUUUGGUCUAUGGUUGUUCAGAGUGACCGUCUGACCAGCAGCCUAUUCUCACCACCAAAGACGACCUGCAACACAGGCAGAAUGAUUGAGGAAACCCUUGCAGACUCUGAAUAUUGUAAUUGCAGAGAAAUCGUCUUUGCUUUCUGCCUAUUCAUCGUUGGGCUAAUAUCUCUGACGUUUGUGAGGAAUAUGUUUUUCAUUAAGUCUUUUAAAUCUUCCAUCAUUCAGUGCAGGGUGUGGCACAUAAAGUUUUUCUGGAGUUUUAAAAUCAAGACCCAGUGUUUGGUCUUCAAGACUCAUGAGGACACAAAGCCCGUGGGAAGAGACAGGAGAGAGAAUUAAAACCCCAAAAGUUUUAAAGCUCAACCAAAGCCAGAGAAAACUCACCUUGCCUGCAAGAUGAAUUCUCCUGGAAUUUGUGCGUUCACAAACACACAAGAAUCCGUCUUGUACCGCUCCAGCUUCAAUCGUUUGUGUCUGAACUAAAAACAGUUCGAGCCAAUCACGUUGCAGUUGAGCCCACAGCCGCACCAACACAAACAUGGCAGCCCAGUAGGACGCACGCGUAGCUGUAAGAAUCCACGAUACCGUGAUUGGCUAAAACCAACCUUUGGCAAGCGGGAACUAGGCGUCGCUUCGCCCAAUCAGCUGGAAAGUUCUCCUGAAUGUCCAUCUUUUCCCCAGACGGGUCCAAUGGGAGCAGAACCAGAUUGACAAAGUGCAGAACUUAGAGUGGUGCAUGUUGUCAACCUGGCUGGCCUGGGGUCCGUUCUUCGUCCGUUGAUAAAAACAUCCGAGAUCAAAUGAGACAUCCAAGAUGAUUUCAUCCGGCUAAUCAUGAUC